Molecule: messenger RNA, 450 nt
Organism: Dictyostelium purpureum
Lineage: Eukaryota; Evosea; Eumycetozoa; Dictyosteliales; Dictyosteliaceae
Exons: 2
Coding region: 1-450 (149 amino acids)
Biological process (GO): response to ionizing radiation; mitotic cell cycle checkpoint signaling; double-strand break repair via homologous recombination
Cellular component (GO): SOSS complex
Molecular function (GO): DNA binding
Source: RefSeq, a predicted model, not a curated record
AUGAGUACAUUUAUAAAGGUUAACGAAAUUAAACCCUAUACAAAGAAUAUAAAUUGUGUAUUUAUAGUAUUAGACAAAGGAUUACCAACAAAAAAAAAAGAAGGCACAAUUUUUCAAGUAUUGGUAGCAGAUUCAUCAGCAGCUAUAAAUAUGACACUUUGGGAUGUUAUUGGUGAACAGGUACAACCAGGUGAUAUUUUAAGAUUAAAAGGAGGAUAUUCAAAUAUUUACAUAGAUUUAUUAAAUUUAUAUGUUGGUAAAACUGGCUUAAUCGAAAAAAUUGGAGAAUUUACAUUUCCGUUUGUAGAAGCUCCAAAUUUAAGUGCAACACUUUGGAAUGUGCACCCAGAUCCAAACAACCCUAAAAAUAUGGUAGCAACACCAAAAAUAAAAUCCAAUCCAAUGAAACCUAAUCCAAUGAUACAACAUCCUCCCCAACAACCUAAAUAA